AUGUGGAGUCAUCUCAUGUUUGGUAAUUUUGCAAGGCCGCGUGCUGUUUUCAUUCUUUGGCUUGCUUGUAAUGGGAGAUUGGCCACCAAAGUGAGAUUGAAGAAUUUUGGGAUGACUCAGGAUGACAGGUGUGUUUUCUGUGAGGAAAAGGAAACUUUGAACCACCUCUUUUUCAGCUGCCCUCUUUUGAAAGAUGUUUGGGUGAAGAUCUUAAGAUGGAUCCAAGUUGUUCAUAAUCCAUUGCCUUGGGAUGGAGAAGUAGAUUGGAUAUCUCGUAAUUGUAAGGGAAGGAGAUGGAGAGCUAGUAUUCUAAAUUGUGCUGUAACGGAAGUUAGAUAUGCUGCUUGGAAAUUGAGGAACGACAGGGUUUUUGGUAACUCUACCAGUAAUGAUAUUGAGAAAGAUAUUAUAGAUAGAAUUGUCUAUAGAAUUUGGAACAUUAAGAAGUAUAGGAGUCAUAUUGCAAGUCUUAUGAGUUAG
Messenger RNA from Vicia villosa (hairy vetch), 480 nucleotides. RefSeq lists its product as uncharacterized. Bases 1 to 480 code for a protein of 159 amino acids. The transcript has a single exon. NCBI's taxonomy places the organism in Eukaryota, Viridiplantae, Streptophyta, Magnoliopsida, Fabales, Fabaceae. The record is from RefSeq and is a predicted model, not a curated record.